Molecule: messenger RNA, 2192 nt
Organism: Cucurbita pepo subsp. pepo (vegetable marrow)
Lineage: Eukaryota; Viridiplantae; Streptophyta; Magnoliopsida; Cucurbitales; Cucurbitaceae
Product: beta-glucuronosyltransferase GlcAT14B
Cellular component (GO): membrane
Molecular function (GO): glucuronosyltransferase activity
Source: RefSeq, a predicted model, not a curated record
AGAUAGAACACCAAAUUCCGCCAUUGUUGAAAGGUGAAAUGCACAGAAGCUUAUAAGAUAAGCUGAAAUUCACAUCAAUUGGGAGGAAAUUGUGGGGGAAAAAAAUGGAAAGUUAGGCAAAAACAAUGGAAAAUCACAAACUUAGGUGCAAUAAAUCCCAACCCCAAAGAACAUAAAAGGCUGUUUUCCUCUCUUUUUGCCUUUUUUUUCUCUCCCAAAUCUCUCUGUGAUGCAAACACUUGUCCUUCUCCUUCCCCUUUUGCCCAAAAAAGCUAUUCCCUCCUUUCAAUUUCGAUCUCUCUAAAUCCGUUCAUUGUUCUUUAUAAUUCCCUCCUUGUUUCUUACACCAACACCAUUGUUCUGCUCCAAUCACAGAGAACGGCAGGGUCUUGGUCCAAACUUUAACAGCUUGGGGUUGUCAUUUGGUGCCUUGAUCUUAUCAAAAGACUAGCAAAUAAGCUAGACCCUGCCGUCAAGAAUGAUAUAUAGAAACUAGAGUUGAUAUCAAUCCAUGAUAAGAUCUUGUGAUGGGGUCUAUGAACAUGGAGAGGAAAUGGAUGUUUCCUCUCGUGUUAAGCUCUCUCAUGUUCAUAUUUCUUCUUGUCACCUUAUUCAACCUUGGUCUUGUCUCCUCACUUUACACAAUCAAUUCAUUUUUCGCAAUCUUUCCCGCUCAAAUGAUGACUAUAAACAACACGGGUGCCGUUUUUGCUGAAUCAAAGAUCGUUCGACCUUCACCUCUUAACGAACCAACGAUCCCUCGUUUUGCUUAUUUGAUUUCUGGAUCAAAGGGUGACUUGGAAAAGCUAUGGAGACUCCUUAAAGCAUUGUAUCACCCUUUGAAUCAAUAUGUUGUCCACUUAGACCUCGAGUCACCGGCGGAGGAACGUUUGGAAUUGGCCUCCCGAGUCAGAAACGAGUCGCUUUUUGUUGAAGUUCAGAAUGUUUUCAUGAUCAGCAAGGCUAAUAUGGUUACUUAUAGAGGACCCACCAUGGUGGCUAAUACUCUUCAUGCUUGUGCCAUCCUUCUUAAGAGGAGUAGGGACUGGGAUUGGUUCAUCAACCUCAGUGCUUCUGAUUAUCCUCUUGUGACUCAAGAUGAUCUUCUCUAUACGUUCAAAAAUUUGGAUCGAAACUUGAAUUUUCUUGAGCAUACAAGCCAGUUGGGGUGGAAAGAGGAAAAACGAGCAAUGCCGUUAAUCAUAGAUCCCGGUCUGUAUUCGAAGACCAAAUCGGAUAUUUUUGACGUCAAUCCAUCUCGAACUUUGCCUACUGCAUUUAAAUUGUUUACUGGUUCGGCAUGGAUGGUUCUAUCUCGUACGUUUGUGGAAUACAUCAUUUGGGGUUGGGAUAAUCUUCCAAGAACUCUUCUCAUGUACUACAGUAAUUUUGUGUCCUCUCCUGAAGGUUAUUUUCACACUGUUAUAUGCAAUGUGCCCGAGUUCGCUACUACAGCAGUGAACCACGACUUACACUACAUCUCUUGGGACAACCCCCCGAAACAGCAUCCACACACGCUAACUCUUAACGACACAGAGAAUAUAUUCACAAGCAAUGCUGCCUUUGCUCGGAAGUUCAAACAAGAUGAUCCCGUGCUAGAUCGAAUCGACAAGGAUUUGCUUGGUCGAAAGAAAGGAGACUUCACUCCUGGUGGUUGGUGUGCAGGCCACCCUAAGUGUUCGACAGUCGGUAACCCGAAUAAACUCAAACCAGGCGAAGGAGCUCAACGGCUUCAUCGUCUCAUAGCUAGACUGGUUUUGGCCAGUAGGUCUGGGGAAAACCAGUGUAAAUGAAUUUUGUACAAGUAAAACUCGAGAAGGCAGAAGCAGAGAAGGGGAGACAGCUAUAUCCCGGGUUCGUUCGAGCAUCAACUCGAAGAACGGUGCAUUGCUGAAGUACAGGGAGCAGAAUUAUACAGACCAUGGCUACAGCAAACAUUAUAAACUAAAGGUUAGCACCAAUAGUAGCAUUAAAUGCAUUUUUCCACAGGUUGGGAUCAUUAGAGCUUGAGCUCUACUGUUUAUGUAAAAACUUUAUCCCAUACCCUUUGUAUACAUGGCUUCAUUUUUUUUCCCCUUUAUAGUAUAUGCUUUCUUAUUUAGAUAUUGCAAGUCAGUUGAUUGUCCAAACUGCCCUUGUAUUUUGAAUGGGAAACGAAUCGAAUAAAUGAAACCUCGGACACUUUAUGGUCA